This is a messenger RNA of Penicillium maclennaniae, 1359 nucleotides long. RefSeq names its product acyl-CoA dehydrogenase family protein. The coding region runs from base 1 to 1359 and encodes 452 amino acids. Gene Ontology annotation, molecular function: flavin adenine dinucleotide binding. The record is from RefSeq and is a predicted model, not a curated record. Lineage: Eukaryota; Fungi; Ascomycota; Eurotiomycetes; Eurotiales; Aspergillaceae. Gene Ontology annotation, biological process: butyrate catabolic process; fatty acid beta-oxidation using acyl-CoA dehydrogenase. The transcript has a single exon.
AUGAACUUCGAGCUGCCUCCAGACGUGAGAGAGUACCUUUCGCGUAUUGAUACUUUCAUCAACGACAAAAUUCUACCGUUGCAGCACAAAGACGACAAUAAUCGCUUUUUUGACCACCGCCGUGAAGCCUCACGCACGCAAUGGAACAACCAAGGUCUGCCGACUGAGGAAUGGGAACAAUUACUUCGCCAAGCCAAGGCCCUCGCGGACCAGGCGGGCUUCUACCGUUUUGCAUGCCCCAAGGAGUACGGCGGAUCGGGCAGUGAUUCGCAAAAUCUAUACAUGUGCGCGAUUCGCUACCAUCUGUCCUCGCAUCCAGUGUAUGGGGGCGGGUUGAGCCUGGCCAAUGACCUUCAAAAUGAACACAGCGUUGUGGGUAAUAAUCCCUUCGUCAUCAUGAUAUACCAUUAUGGUACCCCUAAGCAACAGAAGGAGCUUAUCCCCGCCAGUAUCAGUGGCGAGCUGCGAGCUACUUUUGGGUUAACGGAAAACGAACACGGCUCAGACGCGACUCAUAUGGCAACGACUGCAAGGGCCAUCACGCUGCCCUCUGGUGAACCUGGAUACGAGAUUAAUGGAAAUAAAAAAUGGCAGACCGGCAUGCACAAUGCAAAGUACUGCGUUAUAUUUGCUCGAACCUCAGGCAAACUUGGUGCCGCCAGAGGCAUUACCGCGUUCCUUGUUCCUUCGGGGUCUCCCGGGCUGACCGUUGUGUCCUACGAAUGGACGCUAAAUAUGCCUACCGACCACGCCACAGUGAGACUGGAGAACGUUCAGGUCCCCGCCUCUGCUGUUUUGGGCCCAGUGGACAAUGGACUUGCCAUAGCGCAAACAUUCACCCAUGAGAACAGAAUUCGUCAGGCUGCCUCAAGCUGCGGGGCAGCUCAAUACUGUAUUGAUCGGAGUGUGGAGUACGCCAACAAGCGCAAGGUGUUUGGAAAGGCUUUAUCCUCAAACCAGGCCGUACAAUGGCCCCUUGUGGAGCUCUCGACACAGGUGGAGAUGCUGAGGCUCUUGAUUCUCCGAACAGCAGUCGAGAUGGACCAAGUCAGGGCCACUGCCAUGGCUACCGGAAAGGCGCCAUGGGAAGCAAUUGAGAGACAGCUUGGGCACAAAAUUGGAAUGUGCAAUUAUUACGCCAAUCGCCUCGUUGGAGAAGCCGCCGAUCGAGCCAUUCAAAUACACGGUGGUGACGGAUAUUCAAGACAUUACCCCUUUGAGCAUAUAUGGCGGCAUUUCAGACGGUACCGCAUCACCGAAGGAAGUGACGAGGUGCAAAUGCGAAAGGUGGCAGCAUAUCUAUUCGGCUACAGAACAACAGGAUUAGAAGAGACCAAGAAGAACGAAGCCAAAUUGUAA